Molecule: messenger RNA, 518 nt
Organism: Aspergillus nidulans FGSC A4
Lineage: Eukaryota; Fungi; Ascomycota; Eurotiomycetes; Eurotiales; Aspergillaceae
Product: Dabb family protein
Exons: 3
Coding region: 45-353 (102 amino acids)
Source: RefSeq, a predicted model, not a curated record
UGAUCCGUCUGCAGCCCACUUAGCUACCCCCCUGAGUCCUCAGUAUGCCGGUAUAUCACGUCGCCCUAUUCAAACUCAAACCAGACGCCGACCCUAACCGUAUCUGUUUAUGGCAGGAGCUCGCGCACGCAAUGGUCGGCAAGGUACCUGGCCUACUGGAUCUGCAAGCUGGGCCUCCCCUCGACUUCACGGCUCGACUGGCGAAAGGGUUUGAUAUGGGUGUAGUCGUGCUGCUAGACUAUGUGGAGUCUCUCGCUACCAUGUUUACGCAUCCGAGCCAUGACCAAGUUCACGAAUUGUACCAGGAGGUUUGCGAGGACGGGAGUACUGUUGGUUACGAUAUUGAAUUCUAGAGGGCUAGGUUGCAGCAUAUCCUCUAGAACUGUUCUACUCCGAACUAGUGCAGGCAUAACCGUGGGAAUGUGUAUAUAAUCAGACAUCGAACCCAGCAUCCCGCCGCCGCUGCAUAAUAGGCCUCAACUGAUUCCCACCCCAUCCGUCCUCCAAAUCAUCUUUCA